Molecule: messenger RNA, 861 nt
Organism: Porites lobata
Lineage: Eukaryota; Metazoa; Cnidaria; Anthozoa; Scleractinia; Poritidae
Source: the annotation of a GenBank genome assembly
AUGGACCGAAGGCUAAGGUAUUACUUCUUCAAAAGCUUGUCAAGUCCAAAAAAGAAGGCUGCCCAGUGGCUGCGCAAGCACCCUAUAGAAUGUGUUGAGUGGGCUGCAUCGAAAGCGAGGGUAGAUACAGCUGAAGAAGAAAGUUCUGAUGAAGACGACGAAGACGCGGAGAGAAACACACCAAACGAAGAGGGUGCACUGUUGGAGACGGAGAAAGAGGUUUUAAGAAAUGUGCAGUUGACCGACCUCUUAGCUGAUUUACGCGCAAAUCCCCGAGACGAAGAGGCCACUGCAGGAGACGAUAACGGGGACCAAAUCGUGGAUGCCGAUGAUGACGAUGACACCACACACGCGUUAAAGAACUCGCUCGCACAAACCUUACCGGGGUCUUUGGAUAACCGUCACCUCAGUCUCUUACUGGAAAAGCGUUUACAGCAAAACGAAGAGAGGAUGCGGCGGGAGAUGCAACGGCACGAGAGAUUUCAACAGCGUCUCAGAUCGAAGGGCGUCUCCGAAGAAAAUGUACGUUUACUACCCCACGAUCCAAACGAUCCCCUUCCCACGCCGAUAAGAAAUGAUCUGGCCACUCACGAACAGAUGAAAGCCGGUGCGGAUCGAAAAGAGAAGAAGAAGAGGUCAAGGGAAGCAUUCCAGUCACCAUGGUUGAGGAAUACAGAAUACAUGGUCACCCUGGAAUCACGUAUUUCGCCUGACACGAGAGACUCAAUGGAUGCCCUGCGUGAAAUCCUAGAAGAAAAGCUCAAGGCCCUUGCGGAGAGGAAAAAGGUCUGCGUGGAGCUGGGACUGUUGAGAAAGGAAGACCAACACUUGGUGAAAAGCCUCUCCGAAGCGCUGCCAGUC